UGUACUCCAUCCAUCCAUCCAUUUUCUAUUCACCUCAAGAUAGGUUUUUAGCGUGCGGCAACCUUAAAUGGAGCUUGCGCAGCUUUGGAUUUUAAUAUUUUAAAUAAAAAAUUAAAUAAAAAAUUAAAUAAAAAAUAGAAAUAAAAUAAAAAAAUCCUAUUUUCCAUAAGAUAAGUUUUUAACGUGCGGUAGCCUUAAAUAGAGCUUAAGCAGCUUUGGAUUUAAUAAAAUAAAUAAUAAAUAAAUUAAAGUUUUCAUGAUUUUUUCAAAGAAGAAAGAUACUUAUUAAUGUUUUAUACAAAUAGAUUGCCGUAAUAAAGUUACAAUCAGUGCAAAUAAAAUAUUUUUAAACUAGUCCUACAUUUUUUAUUUUGUUUGCUUUCAUAAAAUGUGUUUAAAUUACUUUUAAAAUAGAGAUUACGCAUUUUUGUAUCAGGAAAAUUAAUUUAUAAAAUGUGUAUUUCAUAUACAGCAAAAACAUUUUUAACAAUGCAAUCUCAUUUAAGAUUGGAUAGAUACAGGAAUAUAUUCAUUACACCUAAUUUGUUUCACUUCAUAAUGUACAACUCUGAUUUCCUUCUUUGAAUAUUAUAUAAGGAUUUAUUGCAAUUUCAAAUAAAAUAACCAGAGUGACCACUGUUAAAAUAUAUUAAUAAAAUUUUAAUAUGGGACCACCUGGAUCUAAUAUAAAUUAUUCAAGUAAUAGUACUGGUUAUAUAACUGAGAAGAUGUAUGUAUUGCUACAGCUAUAUCUUCAAAAUAAAAAUUGGAAUCCCACCAAUGAAUUGGUGCAAUGUUUUGCUGAUCUAAAGGAAACAUCGGUGCUGCCAAGUGCUUCAUAUUUACAUGGAGGGCUUCAUCAUUUGCCUCUCCGAACACCUCCUAGAGGAAGUGGGCCUCUACCCAGGUCCAGCAGGACCAAGCAUCUCCCACAUUGGUGACCCCGACUAGGAGAGGACAACACGGGACUUCGCCGCAUCUUCACCGGCCUCAUGCUGUGCGUCCGCUAGCUGAUCCCGGGACUUGGCUUCGCGGUUCGCCUGUUCAGGCGACCGCCCUGCAGCAAAUCUUCGGCCUCUUCGCCGCCGUCAGCCUGUCUAGGCGACCGCCUUUCGACGGAACAUCGUUGCCGCGGCCAGCCUGUCCAGGCGACCGCCUUUCAAAGCAGCAGCAUCUUCAGCAGCUCUUCAAAGCGCAACAUCACCGUCACCGUGGCAGCCCAGCAACUAACAGCACAUCGUCUCCGGAGCCUUGGGACCUGCCUCGCUCAUCUCGUCGCAUAAUUCAGCGCCCCAGAAGUCUUGGUUUCAUCAUUUGCCUCUCCGAACAUCUCCUAGAGGAAGUGGGCCUCUACCCAGGUCCAGCAGGAUCCAGCAUCUCCCACAGGCGAUCGUUGAGACGGUUCUGAAAUUGUUACCCUUGAGUCUAUGUUGUUACACAGUUUAUAGGACUUCAAAAAAUUCAAAUGAGAUAAGAAUUAUACUAAUAGAUAUAAAUAUGUCAGUUAUUGAGAAAAGAUAUGAAUGGCUUCACGGCACACAGGAAUAUAUAAUAACCCGAAAUUAUUAAGGCCCAAAAAUUUUAAGGCUCAAAAAUUUUAAGGCCAAAAAAUUGUAAGGCCCAAAAUUAUAUCCUAGAUGUUAAGUUAUUGGGAAAAGAUGUAAAAGCUUCAGGGCACACAGAAUGUUAGUUACAAGAAUCGGUUUAAAUAGUCAGGGAAGACUUAUAUUACGUGAAAGUGGUAAACUAAUAAUUCCUUACGAACAAUUUGGGAAUGCAGUUAUGAUGAAACAUCUGGAUGGACCGCAUGGACUACAUUUAACCGCUGAAGGUACAAUUAGAGCAAUAAUAGAGCAUUUCACUAUUGGUAAAGAAAACUUUGGAAUGGAAAAGGAAUUCAUUGUUGAAAUGGUUCAAAACUGUCCAAAUCCUACGUGUCGUUUUUAUAAAAAUCAAGCUGAGUUAUCGCAGAAAUCGGUUGCGGUAGGAUCUUUCUUUAAUCAAGAGCACGAUACCAUAUCAUCAACAUUAAUGCGUACAAAUUAUUCAUUAAACAUGGAUUUUCAAUCGAAUAUCAACAUAGCUAUUCCGUCGCAUAGUGGAACAUCUUUAUCAGAAACAUCUGAUAACAGAAGCAAUAAUAGCCAACGAUCUUAUUCUUUAUUACUUAAAAAAAUAGGCACAAAGCUACAUGAAACAUCAGCGAAAAUUGUGCCUACUUCUGAUUCUUUUAAAUUAACAGAAUUUCUCCGAACAAAUUCUGACAAUUAUGAAAAUAGUAGUAAUUUGCAAACUUUCAGAAAUUCAGUAAAAGAGUUCACGUCCUUAGACAAUGAAAUGUGGGUUAUAGAUGCAGACUUAAAAAGUGGACGAUCUACUACAAUAAUUGAUGGACAAGAUAAAAUAAUUAGAUCUUUUGCUGAAGUCAUGAAGAAUAUGUCCAGAAUGAAAAGUUGUGUACGGCCAGCUAUGUGCAAGCCUUAUGGAAAGCAAUCAGAAACCUUACAAAAAACUUUAAUUGACACAAUUCAGCUUAUUCAGUCACUCCGGAGUUUUUUACCACCACCUCACAUAUCAGUGUCAAGUUGGAAAACUGAAGACAAACAUGGAUUAGAUCAUAGUAACGCCUCUUAUCUACCAUGCUUGUAACUUAUAAUAAAUUAUACUUUACUUUUAAUCAAUAAAGAAUAAGCGAAAUAAA
This is a messenger RNA of Nasonia vitripennis (jewel wasp), 2701 nucleotides long. RefSeq lists its product as uncharacterized. The transcript is spliced from 7 exons. Lineage: Eukaryota; Metazoa; Arthropoda; Insecta; Hymenoptera; Pteromalidae. The record is from RefSeq and is a predicted model, not a curated record. Bases 1684 to 2649 code for a protein of 321 amino acids.